Messenger RNA from Momordica charantia (bitter melon), 1513 nucleotides. Its product is annotated as large ribosomal subunit protein uL1c. The record is from RefSeq and is a predicted model, not a curated record. NCBI's taxonomy places the organism in Eukaryota, Viridiplantae, Streptophyta, Magnoliopsida, Cucurbitales, Cucurbitaceae. Gene Ontology annotation, molecular function: RNA binding; structural constituent of ribosome. Gene Ontology annotation, biological process: translation. Gene Ontology annotation, cellular component: large ribosomal subunit.
CAUCCAUUACUGAUUACAUUUCGAUUUUCAUUACUACCAUCGCCCAGAAUCUCUCUUCUUAUCUCUUCCAUUUCUAUGUUGAUAGACUGCCAGAACCAGAACCAGAAACUUCUUCUUCUUCUUCUAUUGGACAGACUGAGCUUCCCCAAUGGCAAUGGCCACUUGUAGUCCCACUGCGCGCUCGUCCCUUACGAUGGCGCACACUUCUUCAGUACACCCUCAAGACAUUCCCUCCCUUCUCUCCUUCAGGCCCAUGGCUGCCUCUUCAACCGCCACCAUCUUCUCUUUAUGCCACCCCUUAACUGUGCAGCGCAGGGGAGGGAGGUCCAUCAAUUGGGUCGACCUUAAUUUUAGGAGAGAAUCUAGGGAUCAUUUGGUUGUGGCUGCUUUGGCAGCGGAAAUUGAGGUGGCUGAGGUUGUGGAAGAGAAUGGAGAGGAGGGAGUUGCUGGAUUAGCUACUUCGGUUGUGCCCAAGCUGAAGAGAGGGAAGGCUGCAUUGCCUCUUAAAAGGGACAGAACCAGGUCUAAGAGGUUCCUGGAAAUUCAAAAAUUGAGGGAAAGCAAAAAAGAGUAUGACUUGAAAACUGCAAUAUCUUUACUGAAGCAAAUGUCUAGCACAAAAUUUGUGGAAACCGCUGAAGCCCACUUCCGAUUAAACAUCGAUCCCAAAUAUAAUGAUCAACAGCUGAGAGCAACAGUAAAUCUGCCCAAGGGAACUGGGCAGACGGUCAAGGUAGCUGUUCUUACUCAAGGUGAAAAAUUCGACGAAGCGAAAAAUGCAGGAGCAGAUUUGGUUGGUGGUGAGGAUUUGAUUGAACAGAUCAAAGGAGGUUUCAUGGAAUUUGACAAGUUAAUUGCUUCACCAGAUAUGAUGCCAAAGGUUGCUAGUCUAGGGAAGCUUCUAGGACCUCGAGGACUGAUGCCGAAUCCAAAAGCUGGCACCGUCACAACAAAUAUACCUCAGGCUAUAGCAGAAUUCAAGCAGGGAAAAGUCGAAUAUAGAGCGGAUAAAACUGGGAUUGUUCACUUGCCUUUUGGGAAGGCAGACUUUUCUGAAGACGACCUCCUUGUGAAUUUGCUUGCUGCAGUAAAAUCAGUAGAAGUGAACAAGCCAACGGGUGCUAAAGGAGUAUACUGGAAGAGCGCACAUAUAUGCUCGUCGAUGGGGCCUUCGAUUCGAUUGAACAUAAGGGAAAUGCUUGAUUACAAGAUCCCAUCAUCAAAUGCUUGAAGAAUUUUACUCUACACCUGUAAAUGUCUUCUUCAAUCUGUUCAAUCUCAGCCCUCUUGGAUGCGUCUUUCGAUCGUUUUCAGCAGCCGAACGGUUGGUUAGAACGGUUAGAAAGUUAUUAUAGUGUCGGAAGAAAGAAGAGAGCUUGGUGGUUAUCCAGGGUUGAAGAGUUGUUGAAACUUGGAAACUGCAUAUUCAUUUGUUUCUGAAGUGAUUUAAAGUAGCUCAGUUUUGUUAUUGUUAUUGGUAUCAAUCAUUUUCACCUCAUCUGAUUAUUGUUUA